This is a messenger RNA of Periconia digitata, 634 nucleotides long. Lineage: Eukaryota; Fungi; Ascomycota; Dothideomycetes; Pleosporales; Periconiaceae. The record is from the annotation of a GenBank genome assembly.
UGUGCUUGCCGUGCCCUGUUCUACUGCUAUGCUAUGCCAGACUGUACCCACCGUCCUCUACACCGCAGCACACUGCUGUACUGUACUGUAUUCAUCGUCAUCAUCAUCGUCGCCGCCCAUCGCCCCAAUCGCAGGCGGGACGUUUUCUCAUUGCCAUCCUUCGCCCAGUCGCUGCACACGGCUCGCGAGGGCACCGCUCCGUCGUUACCAAUUGGUCGUUGGGUCUUCCUUUUGAAUCCCCUCAUCCCGUUGCCCCUACAUCACUGACGAACUCUGCCCAACCCGAGGGUACAGAGCAAGGCUGACGAACACGAGGUGCGGAAUGAGAGCUCGAUAGUUUACAAUGGCUAGCCAUGGCCUCGCAUUCCGCCAUCCCCCCCCCGUUACGUGAUCAAGAAUCGACCAAGCAUCUCAGCCAUUGGUCAGGCCCGGCUACCGAAGGGGAAGUGGCCCGAGACGAGAUGACCGAGUAUCCAAUUCGCCUAGGUUACGCCGUGAGGUGUUGCGCAGCUCGGUCUGGCAUGCCAUGCACCCAUUGUGUGCAAAGCUUCGUUCCCUGAUGAUGCCGUGCGUGGCUAUGACCUUUGGCCAGUCCCGCCGCCGCCCUCCCAGACUAGAAGGAUACGGCCGCUUC